GCACGCUGGUUCAUUUCCAGUAUGAGAUAGAACUCGCUACGAAGCGGUUGUGGUGUUUGCGAGUGCUCUGUACGCGUGUGAUUAGUGCUUACCUGUGUGGCCUGAGAUAUCGCUCUGCCAGAUUAUCGAAGAUCUGUGUGCCCUGGUAGGCGUCAGUGAGGAAAAUCUCUUUGGAACCACUCCCCCCCCCCCCCCCCCUCCACAACAGUGUCGCAGUGUCGCCUGAGUGUGUGUCGGUGUGCCACGUUUUGGAAGCGGUAUUGUUCUGUGCGGUGUGUAUCGGUACGGCCAGAAAUUGGCCACCAUUUGUUGUGCUGUGAGUGAAACCUCUAACAUUGACGGUGAAAGUUGCUGCAAAGUGUAAAAGUUACAGCGCAACUUACAGAAAUCCAUUCGGCCGUAUCGAAUUCGGCGUGGCGCACGGUGGCUUUGUGUGUGCGUUGGUGUGUAUUGCGCGAGUUAAGUUUACGCUCUGCGGAAUUUGUAGUUUGUCGGUGAACAAAACUAUAAUCGGUGCGUGUAGUUAAGGUGUAUCCCGUGUCCCGUGUAUUCUGCAUUAACCUGCGACGAAGCAGCACGGUUUGAGCAGCAAGUUGCUGUAGAUGAGCAACGCUAGUGGAUAGUUCUAGUGGAUCAUAGGAAAAACUUAGCGCUCUCCGCCCGUGCCGAUGGAGAUCCGAGGGCUGCUGAUGGGUAGACUGCGGUUAGGACGGCGGAUGGUUCCGUUGGGUCUGCUCGGCGUGACCGCGCUGCUACUAAUCCUGCCACCCUCCGCGCUGGUGCAGGGCCGGCACCACGAGCUCAACAAUGGUGCCGCCAUCGGAUCGCAUCAGCUGUCGGCUGCCGCCGGUGUUGGCCUUUCCUCCCAGUCCGCCCAGUCCGGAUCGCUCGCAUCCGGUGUGAUGUCAUCCGUUCCUGCUGCCGGAGCGUCAUCCUCCUCCUCGUCGUCGCUGCUGUCAUCGUCAGCCGAGGACGACGUGGCGCGCAUUACUCUCAGCAAGGACGCAGACGCAUUUUUUACACCAUAUAUAGGUCACGGUGAGUCCGUACGAAUUAUAGAUGCCGAGUUGGGCACGCUCGAGCAUGUCCACAGUGGAGCAACGCCGCGGCGACGCGGCCUGACGAGGCGCGAGUCAAACUCGGACGCGAACGACAACGAUCCGCUGGUGGUCAACACGGAUAAGGGGCGCAUCCGCGGCAUUACGGUCGAUGCGCCCAGCGGCAAGAAGGUGGACGUGUGGCUCGGCAUUCCCUACGCCCAGCCGCCGGUCGGGCCGCUACGGUUCCGUCAUCCGCGGCCGGCCGAAAAGUGGACCGGCGUGCUGAACACGACCACACCGCCCAACAGCUGCGUGCAGAUCGUGGACACCGUGUUCGGCGACUUCCCGGGCGCGACCAUGUGGAACCCGAACACGCCCCUGUCCGAGGACUGUCUGUACAUUAACGUGGUGGCACCGCGACCCCGGCCCAAGAAUGCGGCCGUCAUGCUGUGGAUCUUCGGCGGCGGCUUCUACUCCGGCACCGCCACCCUGGACGUGUACGACCACCGGGCGCUUGCGUCGGAGGAGAACGUGAUCGUGGUGUCGCUGCAGUACCGCGUGGCCAGUCUGGGCUUCCUGUUUCUCGGCACCCCGGAAGCGCCGGGCAAUGCGGGACUGUUCGAUCAGAACCUUGCGCUACGCUGGGUGCGGGACAACAUUCACCGGUUCGGUGGCGAUCCGUCGCGUGUGACACUGUUCGGCGAGAGUGCCGGCGCCGUCUCGGUGUCGCUGCAUCUGCUGUCCGCCCUUUCCCGCGAUCUGUUCCAGCGGGCCAUCCUGCAGAGCGGCUCGCCGACGGCACCGUGGGCAUUGGUAUCGCGCGAGGAAGCCACGCUAAGAGCACUGCGGUUGGCCGAAGCGGUCGGCUGCCCGCACGAACCGAGCAAGCUGAGCGAUGCGGUCGAGUGUCUGCGCGGCAAGGAUCCGCACGUGCUGGUCAACAACGAGUGGGGCACGCUCGGCAUUUGCGAGUUCCCGUUCGUGCCGGUGGUCGACGGUGCGUUCCUGGAUGAGACGCCGCAGCGUUCGCUCGCCAGCGGGCGCUUCAAGAAGACGGAGAUCCUCACCGGCAGCAACACGGAGGAGGGCUACUACUUCAUCAUCUACUACCUGACCGAGCUGCUGCGCAAGGAGGAGGGCGUGACCGUGACGCGCGAGGAGUUCCUGCAGGCGGUGCGCGAGCUCAACCCGUACGUGAACGGGGCGGCCCGGCAGGCGAUCGUGUUCGAGUACACCGACUGGACCGAGCCGGACAACCCAAACAGCAACCGGGACGCGCUGGACAAGAUGGUGGGCGACUAUCACUUCACCUGCAACGUGAACGAGUUCGCGCAGCGGUACGCCGAGGAGGGCAACAACGUCUACAUGUAUCUGUACACGCACCGCAGCAAAGGCAACCCGUGGCCGCGCUGGACGGGCGUGAUGCACGGCGACGAGAUCAACUACGUGUUCGGCGAACCGCUCAACCCCACCCUCGGCUACACCGAGGACGAGAAAGACUUUAGCCGGAAGAUCAUGCGAUACUGGUCUAACUUUGCCAAAACCGGCAAUCCAAAUCCCAACACAGCCAGCAGCGAAUUCCCCGAGUGGCCCAAGCACACCGCCCACGGACGGCACUAUCUGGAGCUGGGCCUCAACACGUCCUUCGUCGGUCGGGGCCCACGGUUGAGGCAGUGUGCCUUCUGGAAGAAGUACCUUCCCCAGCUAGUUGCAGCUACCUCGAACCUACCAGGGCCAGCACCGCCUAGUGAACCGUGCGAAAGCAGCGCAUUUUUUUACCGACCUGAUCUGAUCGUGCUGCUGGUGUCGCUGCUUACGGCGACCGUCAGAUUCAUACAAUAAUUACUACCCCAUCCAUGGCCUAGUUCGUUUAAGCUUUAAGAUAGUGAGGAACAAAUUUUUCCUAACCAAUUUCCCCCCCUUUAGAGCAGAACCGAGGGAGAGAUAGGACUACAUAGCGAAAAGGGAAAACAAGUGGUGGAGGGGGAAAAGAGAAGAAGCAAAUCGAAUAAUCGAAGCAACAACAACAACAAAAAAGCUGCAACCGGGUUCACUAAACCCAGGGGGCAGCUCAGUAGCAAACUACUACUUAAAUAUCUACUUUCUUAUGGCAAAUUAUGGCAAGAGCAGUCGUGAUGGGUUCGAUCAGUAUCCAUCUGACCGGAGCAGCUGAACCGUUUCAUGGGCAGUUGCUGCAAUACACCACGACCCGUACACACAGUAACACACUUCUUAUAGCUUUACACUAACAACCACUCUCCCCACGCUCCUCUUCCCCAUCCCCUCCACACAGACAGCAGCGCCGUUUGUAGCAGGAUCUACUACCGUGCGGUUUGGUAUGGCGGCCAACAACACUAAACACCACACAUCUACUAAAACACACCGGAACAAUAAACAAAUGUUAAACUUACUAUAUGAAUAUACAUCUAGACGCAUAUAUACGCAUGAACUACUACUUCCCUCGUGUUCUGACAAAACACAUUACCUUGUCCCCCCUCCCCCUCCGGUUUGCUUACCACCACUGCACCACCAGUAUGAAUUUGUUCCAUAAUAACGCUUCGUAACUCGUUACCAGGAGCACAACUGGGUCGUUGGCGGAGUGCUGCGCGUUACGUGCUGAAGAUUUAAACUAGCACCGCGCACACUUUCGACACGCAACCACAGCUCCACAUCACGAAAGCAACAUCCUGGCCCUAUCCGUUUUCUCAUUCUUAAAACUUCUUUCCUUAGACCAAAACCAACGCAAACUAGCAAAAGGUACUAGAGUAACCGGUGCAGUACACACUGUGCUACAAUUGAGCGUAGGGAGGAGGUAUAAUUUCUGCAAAAUGUAUAAAACAAAACUAAAACAAACUAAUUACUUGCAAUCCAUUCUAAAGCACGAAAACUCCUCAAAAUAAAAACGGGAAGUAAACAAAAAAAUCAGAACGAACAAAUUUACCUAAAAAAAAGUAAACAAAAACAAAACAAAAAAGCCUACUAACCUUACUAAUCCCAUUGGAUUGUCGCGAACCCGUUGGAGCAAAAGCGUAAGAUAAAGAUAAGGAAGUUAAAAGCAAAACUGAAAUCAAAAACACACACACACACACACACACACAAACUACAUAAAUACACCUAAGCGAAACACCUGCAACAACAGCAAGAACAACAAGGAAAAACCCACAAAUACUAUCAACAAUCAAUUAGAUGUAACUAAAGAAACUAGAAGAAAGAGAGAAAAAGAAAACAUUUAGGCCGAGGCCGAGGCGCAAAAGGAAAAUUGCGAAGCACACAAAAACAAACAAAAAACAGAUUAGGUUACAACAGAAAACCAAAACUGUCGAGCAAAGCGUCGCGCGAGUACAUUUUCUACUUUCACGUUCUUCAGACCGCUGAUGGAAGCAAACAAAUGAACGGAACGCGGGAAGGGAAUAGACAACAACACAUCGCCGGAACGAUCCGGGGCCCGGUGGUGGAUGAAAGAUUAGAGUUUAGCCCUUUAGCCGAGACUCUCUGCACUGCUGCAGCAGGAGAGCAAGUUUUCAAACAUACAUUUUCCCUGCUGCAAGGCUGGAAGGCCUGUUGUAGCAGAGUCGUCUGUCUAUAAUAGGACCGGGGACACGUGCGGGGGUGUCCUGAGCAUUGCACAUG
This is a messenger RNA of Anopheles coluzzii, 4670 nucleotides long. Its product is annotated as acetylcholinesterase. Gene Ontology annotation, cellular component: plasma membrane. Gene Ontology annotation, biological process: acetylcholine catabolic process; choline metabolic process. The record is from RefSeq and is a predicted model, not a curated record. Bases 669 to 2882 code for a protein of 737 amino acids. Gene Ontology annotation, molecular function: acetylcholinesterase activity. The transcript has 9 exons. Lineage: Eukaryota; Metazoa; Arthropoda; Insecta; Diptera; Culicidae.